This is a messenger RNA of Triticum turgidum subsp. durum (durum wheat), 240 nucleotides long. The record is from the annotation of a GenBank genome assembly. Lineage: Eukaryota; Viridiplantae; Streptophyta; Magnoliopsida; Poales; Poaceae.
AUGGAGGGGGACGGGAGGAAGGAGGGCGAGACGCCGGCGGCGGCGGUGAGAGGCGUGGCGUCGUUCGGGGCGUCCGUGCAGGAGUGGGGGCAGCACAUGAAGGCCAGCGUGGUGGGCGUGUGGCGGAAGGCGACGGCGAGGAGCGAGCAGGAGGCGGCGGAGGCGGACCUGCGCGCGGCCAAGGAGCAGGUGGAGGCCACCGACGAGGCCGAGGCCAAGAAGAAGCGCCUCGCCGGCUGA